AAAGCACCGGAAAAGCAAUUUGUUGUCACCCGGACGGAAAAUUUUUAGGUGUGUUUGUUUUUUACUCCCUUUCCUUAACAGGUUUCGAUUGUCUAACAAGACCGUGUCAAAUAUAAACCCUGAGGUGUUUGGAUUCUCAUUAACCGACUGAAAAAGCAACAAAACUGGCCCCUCCGCUUCCUGUCACCAUGCCUGCCUUGCUGGAGAGACCCAAGCUGUCCAACGCGAUGGCCAGAGCCCUCCACAAACACAUCAUGAGAGAGAGGGAGCGCAAGAGGCAAGAGGAGGAGGAAGUGGACAAGAUGAUGGAGCAGAAGAUGAAAGAAGAGGAGGAGAGGAAGAGGACAAAAGAAAUAGAAGAGAGGAUGUCUUUGGAAGAAACCAAAGAACAGGUAAUGAAGAUGGGGGAGAAACUCCAGGGCCUCCAGGAAGAGAAACACCAGCUCUUCUUACAGCUGAAGAAAGUGCUUCAUGAAGAGGAGAAACGACGCAGAAAGGAGCAAAGGUGUUGUUGGUAUUUCCUCUUUAGUGACAUCACCAGUUUGACCUCAGCCAGCUACCAGCCCAGUCUGCCCAUGCAUGCCGGACAGCACCUCCUCAGCAUUCAAGGCAGUCCGGUCAGCCACAGUCGACCCGGCGCACUGCUUGGCGAACGUAGCAAACAGCUGUUCCCCACCACUGUGCUUCCAGUGAAUUCAGGAAGAUUUCACUCGAGAUACCAAAUCUCACCAUCUCUCUCCACAGAGACCGAGGGGGAUUUACGGGGACGUCACUAUCAGGCGCCUGGGUUUAGCUCAGGAUCAUCUGAGCACGGACAGUUUAGUGGAGGUCAGGGGGUACACGAGCCCUAUGGGGUAGCCCAGAGCCAGCAUCCCUCCAGCUACGCCCCUGGACCUUCUGUACCAGUCAGCUUUGCAAGCAGCUCUCAGAUCAGAGGUGCGUCUGCAUUUCAGGCCAUGCAGUACCUCCCCCACCAGCAGCCUGGAUACCCCGUCCACAGUCACUUCACCUCCCAGCCUGGAUACAUCCCUGGUGCCGGAAUCCCUCUGCAGAAGCAGCUGGAACACGCCAACCAACAGUCAGGCUUUACUGAUGCAGGCGCUUUGAGGCCCAUGCAUCCACAGGCACUCCAUGCUUCUGCUCCAGGCAUGCUCCCAACACAGUCCAUGGCGGUCCAGAUUCCCACUGCAAAGGCUCCAUUCCAGAGCUCUUCCCAGGGCGCGCCUUCCCGCCACAGCUUUCUCCCACACACCCAGAGCGGGCAGCGGUUCUAUCACCACGGCAAAUAAAAACCCUAACAAGCUCCACACAGCUGUCAUUAUCCCAGAGGAGCUGAGGUUGACUGAAGA
Thalassophryne amazonica is the source of this 1349-nucleotide messenger RNA. It is a transcript of the gene gps2, whose product is annotated as G protein pathway suppressor 2. Gene Ontology annotation, cellular component: transcription regulator complex. The record is from RefSeq and is a predicted model, not a curated record. Gene Ontology annotation, molecular function: transcription coregulator activity. NCBI's taxonomy places the organism in Eukaryota, Metazoa, Chordata, Actinopteri, Batrachoidiformes, Batrachoididae. Gene Ontology annotation, biological process: regulation of transcription by RNA polymerase II. The coding region runs from base 189 to 1289 and encodes 366 amino acids. The transcript has 11 exons.